Molecule: messenger RNA, 1896 nt
Organism: Trichoderma harzianum CBS 226.95
Lineage: Eukaryota; Fungi; Ascomycota; Sordariomycetes; Hypocreales; Hypocreaceae
Product: carbohydrate-binding module family 20 protein
Exons: 5
Coding region: 1-1896 (631 amino acids)
Biological process (GO): polysaccharide catabolic process
Cellular component (GO): fungal-type vacuole
Molecular function (GO): starch binding; glucan 1,4-alpha-glucosidase activity
Source: RefSeq, a predicted model, not a curated record
AUGCACGUGCUGUCGACUGCUGUGCUACUCGGCUCAGUUGCCGUCCAAAAGGUUCUGGGAAGACCAGGAUCAAACGGCCUAUCCGGCGUCACAAAACGAUCUGUGGAUGACUUUAUCAACACGCAGACUCCCAUUGCACUAAACAACCUUCUUUGCAAUGUUGGCCCUGAUGGAUGCCGUGCCUUUGGUACAUCGGCCGGUGCUGUGAUUGCAUCUCCGAGCACAACUGACCCAGACUACUACUACAUGUGGACGCGAGAUAGUGCUCUUGUCUUCAAGAACAUUGUCGACCGCUUCACUCAGCAGUAUGAUGCCGGCCUGCAGCGCCGCAUCGAGCAGUACAUUUCUGCCCAGGUCACUCUUCAGGGCAUCUCAAACCCCUCUGGCUCUCUCUCGGACGGGUCCGGUCUUGGUGAACCCAAGUUUGAGUUGACUUUGAGCCAGUUCACUGGCAACUGGGGUCGCCCGCAGCGCGAUGGCCCAGCUCUCCGAGCCAUUGCCUUGAUUGGUUAUUCGAAGUGGCUCAUCAACAACAACUACCAGUCAACGGUGUCAAAUAUCAUCUGGCCCAUUGUGCGGAAUGACCUCAACUAUGUUGCCCAAUACUGGAACCAAACCGGUUUCGACCUGUGGGAGGAAGUCAAUGGUAGCUCGUUCUUUACCGUUGCCAACCAGCACCGAGCUCUUGUUGAGGGCGCCACACUUGCUGUCACCCUCGGCCAGUCGGGAAGCACCUAUUCCUCAGUUGCGCCUCAGAUCCUGUGCUUCCUCCAAAGAUUCUGGGUGUCGGGUGGAUACAUUGACUCCAACAUCAACACCAACGAGGGCAGGACUGGAAAAGAUGCCAACUCUCUUCUCGCAUCUAUCCACACGUUCGACCCUAGCCUUGGCUGUGACGCCUCUACCUUUCAGCCUUGCAGCGACAAAGCUCUCUCCAACCUCAAGGUUGUUGUAGACUCCUUCCGCUCCAUCUACGGUGUCAACAAGGGCAUUCCCGCUGGCUCUGCUGUCGCCAUCGGCAGAUACCCCGAAGAUGUGUACUUUAACGGAAACCCCUGGUAUCUCGCCACGUUUGCUGCUGCCGAGCAACUUUACGACUCCGUCUAUGUCUGGAAGAAGACAGGCUCCAUCACGGUGACUUCAACUUCUUUGGCCUUCUUCCAGGAGCUCGUUCCCGGUGUCGCGGCUGGAACUUACUCCAGUAGCCAGUCUACCUUCACGAGCAUCAUCAACGCCGUCUCAACAUAUGCUGAUGGAUUCCUCAGCGAGGCUGCCAAAUACGUUCCCGCUGAUGGUUCGCUCGCCGAGCAGUUCGAUCGCAACACCGGCACACCUCUGUCAGCUGUUCACCUGACCUGGUCGUACGCCUCGUUUCUCACCGCCGCGGCCCGUCGGGCUGGCGUUGUCCCCCCCUCGUGGGCCAGCAGCGGCGCUAACUCAGUUCCUUCAAGCUGCUCGGGAGCUUCUGUGGUUGGAUCCUACUCGCGUCCUACAGCCACGUCAUUCCCACCAUCGCAGACCCCCAAGCCUGGCGUUCCUUCUGGUACUCCCUUCACUCCCAUUCCCUGUGCUACCCCGACUUCCGUUGCCGUCACUUUCCACGAGCUUGCCACAACGCAGUUUGGUCAGACUAUCAAGGUCGCUGGUAGCGCUCCCGAGCUGGGCAACUGGAGCACGAGCGCGGCCAUUGCUCUGGAUGCCGUCAACUAUGCCACUAACCACCCUCUGUGGAUUGGAUCGGUCAAUCUGGAGGCCGGAGACGUUAUCGAGUACAAGUACAUCAACGUGGGCCAGGAUGGUUCCGUCACCUGGGAGAGCGAUCCCAACCACACCUACACUGUUCCUGCGGUGGCCUGUGUCACUGAGGUGGUUAAGGAGGACACCUGGCAGUCAUAA